Molecule: messenger RNA, 2327 nt
Organism: Nylanderia fulva
Lineage: Eukaryota; Metazoa; Arthropoda; Insecta; Hymenoptera; Formicidae
Gene: Ing3
Product: inhibitor of growth family, member 3
Cellular component (GO): NuA4 histone acetyltransferase complex
Source: RefSeq, a predicted model, not a curated record
AAUAAAUCCCAAAUCGAGCCGCAUCAUCCCAAUCGCUUCCUCGACAAAAAUUCGUCUCUUUAUCGGUCGCGCUUUUCCGAAGCCAGCCUCCCGGGCCAGCGCGAGCUUCCGGCGAGGAAGCGCCUCGCGGCGUCGAAGGCGCGUCAAAGGCGCCUCGAAAAAUGCGGAGGCGGAGAGGCUGGACGCGCGCGAGCACGCUUUCGGUCGGGCAGCGCUUCGCCCGGAGAGACUGACGCUGAAUCCCGAGGAAUUUCCCGGCGACCAGCCGCCGAGCGCUAGUCGAGUGUACCGAUCGUGGGCGAACGGCGACCCAGGAAGAUGCUCUACCUCGAGGAUUACGUCGAAAUGAUCGAGCAUCUUCCGCAAGAGUUAAGGGACCGAUUUACAGAAAUGAGAGAAAUGGAUCUAGGUGUACAAAAUUCCAUGGAUAGCUUGGAAAAGAAAGUGAAGACAUUGUUUUGCAAUGCUAAAAAAAUGAAGCCUAGUGAGAAAGAAGCGGAAUACGAGGCUAUUAGAAGGGAAUACUACAAGACUUUGGAGGAUGCUGACGAAAAGGUGCAUUUAGCUAAUCAAAUGUACGACUUGGUGGACAGGUAUCUAAGGCGGCUUGAUCAGGAGUUGCAUAAGUUUAAAAUGGAACUGGAAGCGGACAAUAAGGGCAUUACCGAAAUCUUGGAAAAAAGAUCUCUGGAACUGGAUCAGCCUCCUACAAAUAGUAGCCAAAAAGAAAAUCGUUACAGUUUCACACCAAGUAGAACACGAGAUAAUCAUAGCCAUUCUCGAUCAGAGAAGCGGCGAGACUCUAACGCGUCUUCCACGUCCGUCGAAAAAAGGUUGGCGAUCGAGAAGUUGCCAGCGACGACGAAUCUACCGGAGUCGCGACCAGCCUCGGCGAAUUCUGGGCCUAUUAUCGCAGCGAGCAACGUCGCGACAGCGCCAGCGACGAUCGCCAAUUCCGUGGGAUCGGUAUGCUAUACUCUCGGUCACAUCGGGGCAGGUGGUAAUGCUAUCGCGGCGGCUGCUUCGCAAGCAAUCGCAGCCACGCAAUCGAUGCAGCAAGGUAGACGCUCGGCCAGUUUGAAGGCCAGCUACGAAGCCAUUAACACUGGCGGCGUGCACGCUGCGGAAUUCAGCAGGGAGUUGGCUGGCGCAGCACAAACUGCUAUCGCAGCCAUCCAAGAAACCACAAAGAAACAUAAAAAGAAAGUGACUGCCACUGUGCCGAGUUCAAGUGUAAUCGCAGCCACGAUUCAGCAGCCUGUGUCGCCGCCUGUGGUAACCACAACUAUGCAAGUAGUGGAUCCGGAUAAUCCGGAAUGGACGUGCGAUCCCAACGAGCCACGUUAUUGCAUAUGCAAUCAAGUGUCGUAUGGCGAUAUGGUUGCCUGCGACAAUUCAGACUGUCCCUUCGAAUGGUUCCAUUAUGCUUGCGUGGGCAUCAGCGCACCACCCAAAGGAAAAUGGUACUGUCCCCAGUGCACGUCUUCGAUGAAGAGACGUGGUGGGCGGAAAAACUGAUUAGACAGGAAGAAAAAGUGGAAGAACAUUGAUCAAGUUGAGAAAGCAUCGCUGCUACUACCUCUUAGACACUGUCCAUCUUGUAUCGACUUAGUUAGGAAGUCAUUAUUAGAAGCUCUUAUUAGGUAUGACUUUUUCAAUAUAUUGUUCCGAGUUUGCAUUGUCUUUCGACUUUCGAACUUGCUCUUUUUUGCUAUCGAUCGAACAUACAUCGAAAUGACAAUGUUGUAGAAAUAUAUUCAGAUAUGUCAGUGAAGAUGGUUCGAAUCGAAAAUUUUUUUUAAAUAUCUUGAUGUGUGUUUCCGUUUUCCGUUUUCCGUUUAUGUCGGAACAAUAAGGGUAGCGGAACGGAAUGAAUACAAGGUGACUUGGAAAAUACGAGAAUUGGUAACGUAUUUUUUUGAUGAGUUUGAAAUUUACUGUUCCUCGUCGAAAAUGUAGAUUCUAGGCGCUUAGUUAUCAAGCGUUUCCCGGCAAAUUGUAAAUAAAGAAAUAAGUCCAUUUUUUAAGUAAUUGUAAAUUGAAUUUAGUUUAAUUAUAUAGUUUAAUAGAAACUUAAUUUAAAUGUCGGGGAUAUACGUAUAUAUAUUUAAAAUGUUGAGAGAGGAGAAUUUACUUUUUCGAUGAAGGAAAACUGAAUGAAUUUUAAAUUCGUCUGAGAAUUUCUCUUGUGAUUUUUCCUUUCAAAGUUAUUCUACAUAAACAAGUUCUGCGAAUGCUAACUGAAAUGAAUACGAAAGCAGAAUUGUAGCGAAUCGGUGUAUGAAUAAAAUGAAUCGUGCAGAAACGAAUGUUGCUGCCAAAAUGAA